Molecule: messenger RNA, 2010 nt
Organism: Pseudomyrmex gracilis
Lineage: Eukaryota; Metazoa; Arthropoda; Insecta; Hymenoptera; Formicidae
Gene: mRpS16
Product: probable 28S ribosomal protein S16, mitochondrial
Exons: 2
Coding region: 212-604 (130 amino acids)
Biological process (GO): mitochondrial translation
Cellular component (GO): ribosome; mitochondrial small ribosomal subunit
Molecular function (GO): structural constituent of ribosome
Source: RefSeq, a predicted model, not a curated record
CCAAACCAACGUGGAGAAUCUGCAGUUGGUAAAUUGUGCAAAAUAAGGUUGUAAGUUUUUGUUCCUCCCGGUGAUGAGAAAUGUUGGUGUCAGUGCUGGUACCUAAGAAUAUUUGUAUCCGAUGGAAAUAUAUUUUGUAUAAAGGAGAAAGCAUAGUUGUGCGAACAAUUGGUUAAAAUAUCAAUAAUUGGUUUUGAUACACUAUCAAAUCAUGCCUCGUCUACCUAUGCAUCCUGCGUCGGGAUCGGGUAUUGUUACGCCCUUCACCAAAGCAAUACGGUUCGCUCGUUAUGGUUGCGCUAACAGACCGUUCUUUCAUGUCGUCGUAAUAGAUGUUAAAAAACAACGUAAUGCAGAACCAGUGGAACAAAUUGGUACCUUCGAUCCUAUUCCAAACAUAUAUAACGAGAAAUUAGCGUCAUUCAAUUUUGACAGACUACAAUAUUGGCUGACCAAAGAUGUGCAGGUAUCCAAACCUGUUGCGAUUUUAUUAGGACUCGCUGGAUAUUUCCCUGUUCACCCAAAAUCUUACAUGAGAGCUUGGAGAAACCGCAGAAGAGAAAAUGAAGAACGAGCGGUUAAAGAACAAGCAGCAGAAUCUUGAAAUAUAUUUUUUGAAUCGUAAAAAGUCAUGUACAUAAUUUGCAUUUUGUUAAUAAAAUUUGUGUCAUUACAUAGUUUAAAAAAGUACAGUAUAACAUUGCAGUAUGCAAUAUUAUAUAUUCAGUCACUCUGUGUAAGUCUUACUUAAGUUAAGAAGUUUUAUAUGUGUGCAACACAUGUAACUUAAAUACUUGGUCGCGCAUUUAUAUGUUCGCAUGUAGAAUAAUUUCAACGCAUUAGUGACUUAAUGUGAAUGUUUUGAGACUCGUGUGUGUGAAUCUAAUAUAAUAUAAAAAUUUAUUAUAAUGUAAUAUGAGAGAUUUUAUAUUAUAUUAGUAGUAUUUUAUAGCUGGAUGUGGGAGAGGAUCAGAUAUAUAUAGUUUGCGUUAAUUAUUUAAGUACAACAGAUGAGCAAUAUGUGGCGUGUAAGAUGAAGUGUAAAGAAUUACAAUUAUACAUUUUAAGAAAAAAAAAAAAUGUUCCCCAGGUGAGGCUCGAACUCACAACCCCGGCAUUGCUCACACAAUCACUGUCAUAUAAGUACCGUGCGCUAACCGAUUGCGCCACUGGGGACUUGUGCGUUUGGGUUUCUUAUUACACGUACUACGCUUCAUAAUAUAAUCUACAUGCAAACACACGUAUACACGUGUGUAAGGUAUACGUAUAGAUAUCGUUAUCUUUUACUUUGAAAGUCAGUACUCAUAGUCAGAUCCUAUAUAUUUAAGUAUUGAAUUCAUCUGAAGAUGAAUCCGUAGCCAAUAAAACUGCCCGUGCGGUAUCUUGAGACAAACUUAAGACAAUUUGAAAUAUAAGAUAGAGCUGUGACUAGUAUUCGAGUACAUAGCCGGGUAUUAUCUUUAAGAUCGUCUUAAGUUUAUCAUCCGAUGGUGUACGAGCCGUUUCAUUGGCUACAGAGCAUCUGAAGAUAAACUUCAGACAAUCUUAAGUAUAUAAGAUUCGACUGAAUACAUCGACUCUAAUCGCUCAUAUGUCUAUUUUCGCACAUGCGCGUCUCAGUAUAUUCCAAUUUAUUCGUAAUAUAGAGUUGUAAACAAGACGAGAUUGUUUUAAAAAUUAAAUAUAUUCAGCUUUUUAAACGUGAAUCGCCACUUUUACAUUCGGAUUUUUAAGUUAAAUCUGAAUAAAAACACAUUAAAUAAAAUCUGAAUGAGAACAAAGAAAACAAAGUUAUAAUAGAAAAAAAAAUUAUAACAAUACCACUUUGUUUUUAAGUGGUCACUCAUCUAAUUGUAACGUUGUUUAACUUCAGCGAUCGGACAAGAAUUGCAACAAACUGAUGUAAAAUGUAACAUAUUUCUACUGUCAAAAGGAAGUGGAUAAACAUGAAUGUCAAUUUUGAGAUAUAUAACAAUAAUCUUUAUUGAUUAUUAUUAAAUUUAUUUUGUU